Molecule: messenger RNA, 2154 nt
Organism: Peromyscus maniculatus bairdii (prairie deer mouse)
Lineage: Eukaryota; Metazoa; Chordata; Mammalia; Rodentia; Cricetidae
Gene: Get4
Product: guided entry of tail-anchored proteins factor 4
Biological process (GO): protein insertion into ER membrane
Cellular component (GO): BAT3 complex; cytosol
Molecular function (GO): protein binding
Source: RefSeq, a predicted model, not a curated record
CGUAGAGGGCGUGCGGGUGGCCUCAGGGACGGAAGCCGGGAGGUGCCGCCGACCGCGCCUGCGACAGCGUCAGCUCUGCGCGGAGCGCCGGCCCAUGGCGGCGGCGGCGGCGGCGAUGGCAGAGCAGGAGGGCGCCCGCAACGGCGCCCGCAACCGCGGUGGCGUCCAGCGCGUGGAGGGCAAGCUGCGUGCCAGCGUCGAGAAGGGCGACUACUACGAGGCGCACCAGAUGUACCGGACCCUCUUCUUCAGAUACAUGUCCCAAAGCAAGCAUGCAGAGGCCCGGGAGCUCAUGUACUCAGGAGCGUUGCUGUUCUUCAGUCAUGGCCAGCAGAACAGUGCGGCUGACCUGUCCAUGCUGGUCCUCGAAUCCUUGGAGAAGGCAGAGGUGGACGUAGCUGAUGAGUUGUUGGAAAAUCUGGCUAAAGUGUUCAGCUUGAUGGAUCCAAACUCUCCUGAGCGAGUAGCUUUUGUGUCCAGAGCCCUGAAGUGGUCCAGUGGAGGGUCUGGGAAACUGGGCCAUCCUCGGCUCCACCAGUUGCUGGCCCUAACGCUGUGGAAAGAGCAAAACUACUGUGAGUCUCGGUAUCAUUUCCUGCACUCCACUGACGGCGAGGGCUGCGCCAACAUGCUGGUUGAGUACUCCACUGCCCGAGGCUUCAGAAGUGAGGUGGACAUGUUCGUGGCCCAGGCUGUGCUGCAGUUUCUCUGUUUGAAAAACAAGAACAGUGCCCUGGUGGUCUUUACAACGUACACACAGAAGCACCCGUCCAUCGAGGAUGGGCCACCCUUCGUUCAACCCCUGCUCAAUUUCAUCUGGUUUCUGCUGCUGGCUGUGGACGGCGGCAAGCUGGCUGUGUUCACAGUGCUGUGCGAGCAGUAUCAGCCGUCCCUGCGGAGGGACCCCAUGUACAACGAGUACCUCGACAGGAUUGGACAGCUCUUCUUCGGUGUGCCGCCAAAGCAGACAUCCUCCUAUGGAGGCUUGCUAGGGAACCUGCUGAGCAGCCUCAUGGGCUCCUCAGAGCAGGAGGAGGGGGAAGAGAGCCAGGAUGACAGCAGCCCCAUCGAGCUGGACUGAAGCUGCCUGGCCAGCGUGGAGAUGCCCAUGGCCGGCACCGCUGGGACGGAUUCAGUGCCAGGCUGGGCACAAGGCCCCUUACCAGUGGGCUCCUGCUCUGCGGCUGGUGGUGCCACAUGUGCAGAGUCUGUCCCUAUUUAUGUAUGGUGGCUGAGGGCUGUGUGGCCAGGACCAAGAGCAAGGCCCGGCUCCUGCUGGCCAACCGUGUUCCUUCAGAUCACCCACAAUAAAGCGCAGGCCUUGCUGCAGCACCCCGCUGCCGUCCUUGUCUCUGGUUCCUUGGGGAGGGCUGCAGGUUGACAGGCAGCCUGGCGGCAGCGACUGGUAUCCCUUCUCCUGUGUCCAGUGCAGCCAUGGCCUGCCAGAGGAGUGAUGACCACUGCUGUAAGCCAGGCAGGAUCCUGAGUCCUGCGGAUAAGAUUGGGUUCCUUGUUUGUUUGAAUUUUGUUUGGACACAGAGUCUUUUUGCAAUCAUGGUGAGCUUCCCAGGGACAGAGCACAUGUGCUGUGGUGGCCAGGUUCCUCGGAGGUCACAAGCAGCUGGCCAGAGCAAUGUCCUGUGGUCUGUAGGGCUGUGGCCCUGCUGUAGUCUGUGGGCUUGUCCGUUCAGGCUGCGGCCCUGCUGUAGCCUGUGGGCUUGUCCGUUCAGGCUGUGGCCCUGCUGUAGCCUGUGGGCUUGUCCGUUCAGGCUGCAGCCCUGCUGGUCCCACGAGCCCCACACUGCUGCUCCGGAAAUGUUUUUAAAGGGUGCCGUAGAUUUUCAUGUCCUUCAUGUUGCAGUAUUUAUUUUUACUGGGUGAGGGAUUUUUUCAACCUAAUGUUUUAGGACUUAACCAAAUAACCAGUCCAGAAAUGAGCAACCCCAUCCAUUACUACAGAUAAUAUCCACGCUACCAGUCUGAUUAUAAAGGGAGACACUUUAUUUUUUCACAAUUAAAAUAGAGUUGUAGAUUAAUACACCUCUAUCUUGCAUGGGAAGGAGGGAAAUAUGCGUUAUUUACUGUAAAAAAAAAAUGGAAUUUAAAGGAAGGCUUGUGUCACCUGUUGACUAUAAAUAAAUCCUUUCUACUGGG